This is a messenger RNA of Amoebophrya sp. A25, 2094 nucleotides long. The record is from the annotation of a GenBank genome assembly. NCBI's taxonomy places the organism in Eukaryota, Dinophyceae, Syndiniales, Amoebophryaceae.
GUAAAGACCUCCCAGACCUAGGAUGUACAAAUAAAAAAACUUAUCAUGUCGUCUCAAAAUUUGUAUCUUUAGCGAUAACAAACUCAUACGUCGUUCUUGGAGCUAACUAGAGAAGAAGAAAUUUAGGAGUAGUUGUGUAGACUAUGUCAAGCAUCAUAUCGAAAAAUGGCGACGAUGAUGAGUUUCUCCUGUUUCUCCUUGGAGGCCUUCGAAGUUCUCUUCGCUGUGUCGUUAUUUUUCAGUGUUGUGCGUACCUUCUCACCUUUAUGUUCCUUUUACAAGUGGUUUCACGAAAGCGGCUUUGAAGUCAGCAACUAUCGCGGAUACGGCCAAACGGCAUGUCGCUUUUACGGGUUGAUUCCCAGUCCGCAUCUCUCUCCGAGACAGCACCGAUGGGCGGGCGCGGCUUGGAUGAUGACGAUACUUGCCAUCGGAGGAACUGCCUUGACGAAGUUGAAUGAUCCUCUAGUUCUACUUGACUACAGCACGACUACUUCUAAUACCUCGACGAGUUCAUCUAAUAAUUUUGUCACAGAUCAUACGGGUAGUAGUACUACUACUACUGGUGCCUCCAGAAGUUCCUGGGGCGGGGGCGUGAAGACGCAUAUGGUAUUGGCAGGUUUAUCUCUAUCGUGCUUGAUGUUCUACCACGCGUACAUAUCCCAGCUCUUCUGCGAGGCUCACGUUGGCGCACACGUCACGGUCAUGAUUCCGCCAGCACUGCUGCAACUGGCUUUAUACAAUUUUGGGCGCGCUGAGCAGGCUGGAGACUGGCCUUGGGGUCGUGCUUUGGCGAGAUCCUCAUCAAAUGGCGGGACGAGGGCGAACAACAGCGACCGGUCUUUGUCAGUCAUCAAAGUUGAGAUUUACUUCGCCUUUCUUGUGAAAGCCGUGAUCGUGCUUGCGUAUUCGUGUGCAGGCCUCUCGAAAUUGAAGACCAGCUGGAGAAACCAGAAAAAGAAGAAGUGGACGGACGGGAGCACUUUGCAGGCUUGUAUUUUCGAAGCGUUGUCUCUGUCCCGGCAUCCUGUCGUAGUACGGCACCAGUUGGACGUCGAACAUGAUAGUUUUCAACAUUCUCAAGCUGAACAAAAGCAAAAACAAAACAAAAGGAACAGCUUGAUGGAUCAGCACGACGAUGUAACUCGCUCGUGGCGCCUCGAGCAUUCACCGAGUACAACAGACACUCCGACUUCUGCAGGCAACACACUCACUUCCACGACCAUUUCCGCGCCAAGUUCAAGCGGCAAGUUACGGGUGGUCUCCAUAACCAAUGAUCACUAGAAGUCGUUUGAAUCUGAGGACUGUGCUAGGUGGAGUCUAGAUUUUUUCUCAUGUUUGAAUCUAUCAUCGAAAUGAUAUACGACAAGUACAGGUACAGGAGGUGAGAGGUAUCAAUCUAGACGAAGCAUUUUAAACUUUAAUGCGUGGGGAGCGAAUUCAGCAGCCGGGUAUCGUAGAAUUUUACGAGACGAUGAACACAUUAGAAGCGCUGAAGGGCGGCACUGUACAUGCCGAACGCAGUUUAUGAGUACAAUAUCAAAUGAUUGAGGUAGUAUGGACCCUUUUUACUUCGAUUUUCAUUUUGAUCUCUUCUAGAACUAUACUCCACUGAUAACUCACGAGAUGCUUUUUAGAAAAGAAGAAUCACCGAAAGCUUUUUUAGCAGCCGAGCGCUAAAAACGCGACAAUGCCACGUCGCGGUGGACGAACAGGGGAGCUACAACAUGAAGAACAACAACGAGGUUGGCGUGAGGGAGCAAGACGGCACUGUUGGAGAUUCUGUCGGCAGAAGUCGGUGUCGGAGACUUUUGGAUUUGCCGCAUUUUACAUUUGGAGUUCCUACGCCUUUUUCUGAUCGCCUCCAAGCCUGGGCUCUGAAUAAGGUUAUUCUCCUGCAGCUAGCCUCCACAUUCUCCGUCUAUUUUGAAUUCCUGGCGCCUCUGAUUCUUCUGGCGAAUUUCGUGGAUUUUCAGUCCUUGUCUGACUUUGGCGCCGAGAGCACUUCAGUGGUCAGCAGCGAGACGACUCCAGCGCCUCUUUCCUCCACCAUUGAGAAUCACCCUCUUGUUUCCAGCAUAAGCAUGAGACCGA